AUGGUGAUGUCGGUCAGAAUGGCUCCUCCCCUUCCUCUGAUCUUCCUGCUCAUGAUUCACAGGGUUUCUGGUGCAGAUUGGGGUGUAAAAUACAGUACUUCACACAUCUGUGCACUAAAAGACUCAUCAGUGAUAAUGAGCUGCACUUUUACAUACCCUACUGGACAUCAGAUCAUGAAAGUGUUCUGGACCAAAAACCCUGUAAAAAAUAGUGAAGAGUUUUCAGAUCUGUCUGAGGACCCUGAAUACAGUCAGAGGCUUCAGUAUCUGGGAGAUAAACAGCAGAACUGCACCGUCAGACUGAGUCAUGUGACAAAGAAAGACGAACACGAGUAUUACUUCAGAAUCAUUACUGACAAAGAUUGGAUGUGGGUUGGUAAACCAGGAGUGCGUCUCUCUGUCACAGAUCUUCAGCUGGAGUCUCCUGAGAGAGUGACAGAGGGAGAUUCAGUCCGUCUGACAUGUAACAGCAGCUGUAAACUGACUGACACACCAACAUUCAUCUGGUACAGAAACUCACACACAUUGCCUAAAAGAACUACUGGAAACAAACUCAUCUUAAUUUCAUUCAGAGAAGAUGCAGGCAGAUAUAGAUGUGCUGUACUUGGACACACACUCACAUCACCUGAGGUCUAUCUCAAUGUCACCUACGCACCAAAGAGCGUCUCAGUGUCUAUAAAUGGAUCAGCUGUAAUAAUGGUUGAAGAUUCAGUGAGUCUGAUGUGCAUCAGUGACUCAAACCCUCCUGCUCUGAACUUCAGCUGGUUUGAGGAGAAUCAAAGCUCAGCUGUUGGAUCUGGACAGAGUUUCAGUGCAGUACAGAGUGGACGCUUCUACUGUGAGGCUCACAAUCCACAUGGAGCUCAGAGAUCAGACGCCGUCACUGUCACUGUUAAAGGACGUCCGCUGAUAUUACACAUAUCUAUUGGAGUGGUGUGUGGAGCUGCGGUUGUCAUUAUGAUGUUGCUGAUUUGGUGA
Messenger RNA from Danio rerio (zebrafish), 978 nucleotides. Lineage: Eukaryota; Metazoa; Chordata; Actinopteri; Cypriniformes; Danionidae. The record is from RefSeq and is a predicted model, not a curated record.